AUGAAUGAAUUUGAACAUUUAGCAUGCAAACAAAUAUUAGAUACACUAAUGAAGCGUCCAAUUGCCAAAAUAUUUUGGGAUUCAGACCAAGAAAUUGAUAAUCCUGAUAUAAUACACCCAAUUACAUUCAAAUUAAUUUCAGAAAAAUUACAAAAUCAUGUUUAUCAAUCUCCUCAGGAUUUCAUUGAUAACAUGAAUGAAUUACUUGCAAAUGCAAAGAAAUGGGAUCCAGUUAAAUCAAUAAAACCAGCUGCGGCGGAGUUAUUAACUCAAGACUUCGAAAAAGCAGUUCUGGUCUAUAAACCAACAACAAUACCUUUAUCGAUGAAAAUAAGAAUUGCUUUCAAUGAAUUUAAUGAAAUUAAAUCAAUCCCAAUUUCUGAUAUUGAAGAAACAACAUCGACUAACAAUUCAAAGCCUGCAAACUACUUACUGAACCAAUAUAAUAGAAAUCCCAAUAGUAUUUCAAGAGAAGAUUUAGUUAAAGAAAUACAACUUUUGAAUUCAACAGAUAAAUUGCUAAAUUUAAUACGAUUCAUUUAUAAAUUACAACCAGAUGCAAUUCUAGUUAAUAAAGAAGUUACAAUCCAAUUAGAAAAUAUUAAUCCAGAUGAUUACGCGAAAAUUCACGCAUAUAUCUGGAAGCAAUUACAAAACUUAUCGAUCCAAACAAUAAUUUCAAAGCCAAAAUCGUCUGGAUCAACGUACGAAGAAAAAUAUUUUCAAUAA
Trichomonas vaginalis G3 is the source of this 729-nucleotide messenger RNA. RefSeq names its product bromodomain family. Lineage: Eukaryota; Parabasalia; Trichomonadida; Trichomonadidae. Gene Ontology annotation, molecular function: protein binding. The record is from RefSeq and is a predicted model, not a curated record. The coding region runs from base 1 to 729 and encodes 242 amino acids. The transcript has a single exon.